Molecule: messenger RNA, 1365 nt
Organism: Theobroma cacao (cacao)
Lineage: Eukaryota; Viridiplantae; Streptophyta; Magnoliopsida; Malvales; Malvaceae
Product: 2-oxoglutarate (2OG) and Fe(II)-dependent oxygenase superfamily protein
Biological process (GO): peptidyl-proline hydroxylation to 4-hydroxy-L-proline
Cellular component (GO): endoplasmic reticulum
Molecular function (GO): iron ion binding; procollagen-proline 4-dioxygenase activity; L-ascorbic acid binding
Source: RefSeq, a predicted model, not a curated record
GUAGCUGUUUGAUUUCGGUACGUAUAGUGUUUGAAUGGAAGAAGCAGGAACAAAGAAGAGAAAAAUGGGGGAGAGAAGAGCAGCAGAUAACAAGAAAGCAGCAACAACGGCAAAGUGGCCUGUUGUUAAACCCAAACUGAACCUCCAGAUUAGGCGCCUUAAAGACACCGAUCUCUUCACCGUGCAGAAUUUCUUCUCAUCUGUAGAAUCAAGGGCAUUUAUUAAAGCUGCAGAGUCAAUUGGUUUUGAACACCAAGGAAGUCUUGGUCCAACAAGAGGUGAAGCGUACCGAGACAAUGACCGAAUAUCUGUCAAUGAUCCUGCUCUUGCGAAUGCUAUAUGGCAGUCUGGACUCUGCAAAUUAUUUUCUGAUAUUAAAAUUAGGGGGAAGGUUGCUGUUGGCUUGAAUCCAAAUAUAAGAUUUUACAGGUAUAAGGUUGGGCAACGCUUUGGGCGGCAUAUUGAUGAAAGUGUUGAUCUUGGAGGGGGAAAGCGCACCCAUUAUACUUUGUUAAUAUAUUUAAGUGGUGGUUCCAAAACCAAUGGUAAAAGUGAUUCAAGCAACCAAAAGGAUUCUGUAUCAGAGCCUCUAGUUGGAGGGGAGACUGUCUUCUAUGGUUCAAGGAAUGGUGUUGUAGCAGAGGUAGCUCCUGCUGAAGGAAUGGCUCUCCUACACAUUCAUGGUGACAAAUGUAUGCUGCAUGAAGCUCGAAAUGUGUCCAAGGGCAUCAAGUAUGUUUUCCGUUCAGAUGUGGUGUUUGCUUGAGGAGAAGCCAUAGUUUUUGAAAUGAGAAAGGUUGAGCUUUGUUGACAUCUGGUAACAAACAUCAUUGCCACCUUCUUUGAGAAGUUAGACAUCAUUAGCUUAGUGAGUCCAGCUUCUUUGUGAUUUUGAUAUUUACCUUGGACUCUGUAUGAGGUGAAGAUUGUUAUGCUUAUCUCGGUGAAUGAGAUAAAGCUACACAUUGCCAUUACUGAGGCAUUAGUGAAUAGAGAAACCAAUUCUGAAACUUCCAUCUAGAGCAUACGUUUGCGAGUAAAACCAGAUAACAGAGAUCACGUUUGGGGAUGAGGCAUUACCUCCUCGAGCAAGAUUAUACUAGCCAACAUGUUAAUUCUCAUUUUAAUGACCUACAAUUAGCAACAUUAAAAGGCCUGUCUGUUUUCCCAGUCGGAACAAUGGGUCUUUUAUAAACCAAAGUAGAAUGAGGUCGGCAGAAUUUCGAAAAUGUGAACUAUCAGAUAAAUUUACUGUAAUAUUUUUGUUUUUGGAUACAUAAUACAGUAAUUAUUUAUGUACCUUGAAACAUGCAGUAUGGUUAGUCAAUGUUGUGCUGAUAAGAAGGAAACAUGCCUUUUGCUAUA